AUGUCCCAUAAGUCUCAUAUUAAUGCCGUCAAUACAACUCUUAAGGACUUGAGAUCAUCUGAUGCGGUAAUGGGCGGAAUUAGUUUUGUGUUCACAGGCGAUUUUAGGCAAACACUACCUGUGGUUCCGAAAGGCACACGAGCUGAUAUCGUUAAUGCUUGCUUAAAAGCUUCGGAAGUUUGGCCAUAUAUAAAAAAAUUGCAUUUAUCAGUUAACAUGCGCGCGUACCUCAGUGUAAAUAGCUGCUCUGAAGUAUUUGCUCAGUACCUUCUACAAAUAGGCAACGGUUCAGCAACUAUAACACGCAAUGGGUAUGUUACCAUGUCGGAUAUCGUAGGAACCUGCGUAAGAAGUAUUGAUGAGCUUAUUGAUAAUGUUUAUCCAAACAUUGCAAACAUACAAAUUAUUAAUUCCAAUUGGCUUUGCGAACGUGCAAUUGUCACUUCGAAAAAUUCGGCAGCAGAAGAUAUCAAUGAAGCAGUAUUGAGCAGAAUUUCAACAGAAUACAAACUCUAUAAGUCUGUAAAUUCAGUAACUGACCCCAACGAUAUGGUUCAUUACCCUGUGGAGUUUCUUAACUCCUUAAACCCCGCAGGUAUGCCUCCACAUGAGCUAAAACUUAAAGCUGGAACACCCGUAAUUCUUUUACGCAAUCUUAAGCCACCCGAGUUGUGUAAUGGUACGCGUCUUCAAAUCAUACGUUUUUUCCCCAAUCUUAUAAAGGCAAGAAUUUUGACCGGUCCGGCAACGGGAGAAAUAACGAUGAUUCCAAGGGUACCAAUGAUCCCAACGGAUUUGCCAUUUACGUUUAAACGUGUCCAGUUUCCAGUAAAGACAUGUUUUGCCAUUACCAUUAAUAAGUCCCAAGGGCAGACCUUUAACGUUGUCGGCAUUGAUCUCCGUAACGAAGUGUUUACGCAUGGCCAAUUAUAUGUGGCACUUUCACGUAUCGGUUCAUCACAAAAUCAAACUUUUCUUAUUCCCGUAAAUGGAAAUGAAACGUAA
Messenger RNA from Rhagoletis pomonella (apple maggot), 1005 nucleotides. RefSeq lists its product as uncharacterized. The transcript has a single exon. The record is from RefSeq and is a predicted model, not a curated record. Gene Ontology annotation, molecular function: DNA helicase activity. Gene Ontology annotation, biological process: DNA repair; telomere maintenance. Lineage: Eukaryota; Metazoa; Arthropoda; Insecta; Diptera; Tephritidae. Bases 1 to 1005 code for a protein of 334 amino acids.